AUUCGGGAAGUACCAGAGGGGGGGGUUAGUUCAUAUUGCCCCUGGGCAAACCCUUGAACACUUUAAAUUACAGCUUUCUAAUUUCCAUUUAAUUAUUUUGUAAUAAGGGGAGACCUGGGAGUGAGGAGGGCUACUUCUCGGUGCGGUGAUGCGAUGUCAUUGUAGUCAGUCUUGUAAAGAGGUUCCAGUCGUCAAUUUUGGACAACACCUAUUUGUUUGUAAUUUUUUUUUUUUUUUUAAAGCAGACAAUUUGAUGCCUCAAUCAUGUUGUUUGUUCUUUUGCCAUAAACUGGACAGAUGGAGUAGCUUACUUUGUGUAUAAAAUCUGGAAUAGCCAUCAAUCUAUCUUCUGUCCUGCCUCUUAGGAUGAACUGGAGCCUGUCACUGCUGACUUUGGGCGAGUUCUGGAUGCCAGCCAAUCACAAGGCACAGAGAGAAAAGCAAAUCAUUCACUCUGACGGAGGCAUCGAUGGACAACUUUGGAAUGUGCGAGGAUACUCGAGUACCUGGAGAAAACUACUUUUAAGCAAACUCCAUACAGGAGGGCCUGAACUCUCGAUUUGGACCUCAGAACUACCCUCCCGUUGGCAGGGCACCGCUGGGAUCGUGUAGCGUCCCACGAUCAGUGAUGAGAUGAUGUCAGUGCCAGCGUCUGAUGCAAGAGAUAUUUCUCGGUCAGCAAAAUGGCUUUCGACACAACAGGUCAGGAGAAAGCAGCUCUGUUAUCACUUUCAUCUACGCGUCCUGGCUCUUGGCUCUCCCAGCCCUGACGCAUGCCUCAAAUAUGAGUCGCAUCACCCGGAGACUGCGCGCCGUUGCUUCAUAGGAAUUUUGUUCCAGACUGACCAUCGCAAUGCAUCUCACGGCAGCGCUCUUGUUUGUAGCCGUAACAGGCGUCGCCGGAGGUUGGGGAUGCAGCUGCAACGCAGAGAAUGGCUUUUGUGAGAAGACCGGAAAGUGCAGGUGCAAACCAGGCUGGCAAGGAGUCCAUUGCGAGCGUUGCAUCCCCUUCCCGGGCUGCCUGCAUGGCUCCUGCGAGAAAGCGUGGCAGUGUGUGUGUCAGCAGGGCUGGGUGGGCAGCCUCUGUGACCAAGAUAUUCGCCUGUGCUCAUCACAGCCUUGUUCUGGGAAUGCCACCUGCAUAGAGACCGGAGAAGGGGGAUACUUGUGCGUCUGUCCCCAAGGUUUCACCGGACCGACCUGUCAGUUGAAGAGGAACAUCUGUCUCAUUGAUGGCUCUCCUUGCCAGAAUGGAGGCACUUGUACCGAAACGGGUGACGCCUUGGAGUCUUCCUGUUUAUGCCCCGCUGGAUUUUCUGGAAACCACUGCGAGAUCCCUCCUGACAUCUGUCAUUCCAACCCGUGUCUAAAUGGCGGCAACUGCACAGACCACGGCGCGACCUUCGCAUGCUCCUGCCCAGCAGGCUUCGUCGGUUUGACUUGUAACGACACCGGCUUCUCUCCGUGCGCCGCCGCACCCUGCGCCAACGGGGCCACGUGUGUCAGCUACCCCGACGGAAACUUCCGCUGCGUUUGCCCCAAAUGGUUUUCGGGCCGGCUUUGUUCCGCGCAGCACCGGCCGAAAGCCAAGCCCAAGCAGGCUGCCGCCAAGCCCCCCGACCACAGGGUGUUCUCGCUGACCCCGCAGCACUACUCGCUUCCUGCCCACGCCUUCCACAAGCUUCUCCAACCACCCGAGAGGGAUCUGCUCAAGAUCACGCUGAAAGAGACGGUGCACCACUCCCCCACUGUGCUGUCCAGCCACGGUCAGCUGGUGUGUUUCGGCAUGCUAGCCCUGCUCACCUGCCUGGUCAUUCUGGCCACCACGGGCAUCGUGCUGUUCGGCCGCUGUGAGGCGUGGCUGGUCAACGCCAAAUACAGCAAGCUCGUGCGGCAGCAGCGCGAGCACCUGCUGAAGGAGGCGGGCGGGGCGAGCCACGAGGACACAGAACACUCGGUGAACAUCAUCCUGCCGGAGAAGAUCAGACUGAACAGCUUCGGGAAGCACUAUACGUCCAUCUGACCUCUGGAAGGUGUUUACAGCGAAUGUAUAGCAGAGGUGGACCUUGUCGAUUUACGUUUGAAUGUACAUUCCAGCACAAAUAUGGCACUUGAUUGUAAGUACUUUAAUGCAGGGGUUCUCAAACUUCUUGGGUCCUCAUUUCUCCAAGGACUCCCUCAUAACACAAAUUAAACAUAAGGACAAUGUGUACCCCUGAAUGCCUCGGGAAUGAUUUAUAUUUGAAGCGUUUCAACCUACAUGACCUGUUUAAAAGAAAGGAACUUAAUCCAAUUGAAAUAAUUGCAAGAUUUAUCCAUCAUCAGCCGGCAUGCACUGCUUCCACUAACAACAAGGCGUGACCGGAAAGGAGCUUGUGUAUAUAUAUAUAAAAAAAAGGUAUAAUCAAUGUUACAAACAUGGCAAGUUGGUCGCUAUAUUCGCCACCUUUCCAAUCGCUCUACGUCCACCUCAAGGCCUGGGGGCCAAAUCUGUCCUGCCACAUCAUUUUAUGUGGCCCGUGAAAACAAAUCAAACAAGUCAGCUUUCAUGAUACUUGCUAAAAUCUAUACCAAAAUGUCAAAUUUGCAUGUGUGAUCAUUAACAGAGAUUGCACGUAUUUUCUUGUUAGCCAAACCUAUCAUUACAGUAACUAAGACAAUAAUAAACCCUUAUUCUUGAUUUCUUUAUAUGGUUUCACAGUUCAAAUGGCCCUACAUUGUGGCCCAUGACAAAAAUGAGUUUGACAUUCCUGCUCUAAUGGCUAUUCUUGAAGAAAAAAAAAACCUACAAACAACAAACUUAUCAGACAAUGCAUUUUGCAUUCAAAUCAAAUGCACUGAUUUAUCCCCUUGUUGGAAACUUUUGAUUGACCCAAAGCAAAGCUAAAGCGAAUCGAUGCGCCAUCAUUUAAUUCAAUGAAAUUCCCGCAGCCCCAAGUUACCGCUCUCGGAGCCCUGGGUGUCUGAGGCCCCCGGUUUGAGAACCACUGAUGUAAUGUGUGACAGUUUAUGAAAUAUGGCAUGUACAAAACAGCAAGGUGUUGUGUGUCAUUAGUUCAAUAUAUACAAACAUGUUAGGACCACAUGGAACAUUGUGCAUUUUCUAUGCUGAUUAAUGCAAAAACUGCUGCCAAUACAUUUGGUACACCUGCACAGUCUAAUAAGUCUAAUAUAAGGGCAGUACGGGAAGAAUAUAAACAUGCUUUCCAACUACAGCUCACUGCUUUGCCUCCAGUGCAAAUGAACUAACAACCACAAGCCAAAAUCAAUUUCCACAUCAGGAGUUUUAACCAGAUUCACACAAAAAUCUCAAGUUCUUGCUGGGCAUGUGUGCUAUUCUUCCAGAUAGGUGGGUGGAAAACUGGAUGUGUCGUUUUGCCCAAACAAAUCAACGAUUCAAAACAAGACCUCUCACUAUGGGGUAAUAAUGCUCAGUUUUUGACUGACACGAUUGUCCUGGAUGAGGGUCAUUGAAGACGAAAUUGUCCUUAGGUGUAAGUUGAAAUGGAUGUUUGUCUCUAUGUUUCCUGCGAUUUGUAGACAACCAGUACGGGAUGUUCCGCACCCGUCGCCUGGAGGCAGCUGGGAUAGGCUCCAGCUCAUCGGCCUCAUGGGGAGAAGCGGUAUAGAAAUUGGAUGGAUGGACAUAAUAACAAAGUAGAAAAUUAGAAAAAGUAUGUUCCCACGACAGAAUCUUUGAUUUUGAAACAAGCUAGUUUGACUCAUUGCAUCAUAAAAAUGUAUAUAUAAUUAUAAUAAUAAAUGAAUGAAUUUCAAACUAGGCUUUACACGAUCAGCAUUUUGAGAGUCGAUCAGUGAAAAAAAUACAAUACUUGAUCAGUGAUUUACAAAGAUGGAGGAAUAUAUCUAUUUGUAUAUUUUACUCUACAGUCGACGCCCGCCAUAGCAAAAAUGCAUUUUAAACAUUAAGAAUAAUUUCUUUGAUUUUUAACUUUACUUUAGAGCAGGUCAAUUUGACCCGCAACAUAACAGGAGGGUUAACGUUGUUCGUUUUUUGUGAAGCAGUUUUUCUUUUUUCACCGGGUAUCGGCUCUCGUGAGAUUGUGCAAGCGCUCGUUAAUGAAUUGUGGCUUUACAUAAGGAUCACCAACAGCCCACCAUCCUGUUUUGGACAUAGUUCAGAAAUGAUGGGACAUUGUGAUUUCCUGAGAUGGUUGUAGAAGUGCUCAUGUAAAAAUUGAAACACUUGAAGAGAUUUACAGACUAAAUCCAGAGUGUAUAUUUAUCAGUUUCUUACCUUGUUAGAGAGUUGUUGACAUUAUUGUGAGAAAUCAUUAACACGAUCAGUGUUUCACAUUAAAAUUAUUAAUUACUGUACUCAUAUUGAUGGUGUAUAAUUAUUUCAGAAAAAAAAACAAGCAGUUUCCAAAAGUUUAGUUGACCGCUUGUUGUGUGUGGAUUCAAUUUCAAAUGAAGGAAGUGCUGAUUAGAAAAAUAAAGAAUCAUUUUCAUGGAAAAAAUAAUAGGUGGCGAAUACCGCUGAAUGAUUGCAACUUCCCCCCUCUGGACAUUUCUUGUUAUAUUUUUUUUCUGAUUGUCCCUUUCGAUUGUGAAUGAAAAUUGCAACGUCUACCCGUCUUACUCUUUAUCCUUCUCAUCAGUUACUGAUCAGUCUGGACCACAUUUGAAGUUUCUCUCCAAACUUACUUACCACUUAGUGACAGCUCUGCUGAACUCCAAAAUGAAUGUUGGAUCAAAGCCGCAAACCAUCUUCCUCUAGGCAGCCACCCGCUCCUCCUGAUACGGGGG
Molecule: messenger RNA, 4770 nt
Organism: Hippocampus zosterae (dwarf seahorse)
Lineage: Eukaryota; Metazoa; Chordata; Actinopteri; Syngnathiformes; Syngnathidae
Product: protein delta homolog 1
Exons: 8
Coding region: 854-2023 (389 amino acids)
Molecular function (GO): Notch binding; calcium ion binding
Source: RefSeq, a predicted model, not a curated record